GGUGAAACCAAGACGUUCCAGAAUAACAGUUCACUUUUGGCUGACGUCGUUUUCGUCGUCGAUCAGAAACCGUGUCUCAACGUGACUCGACUUUCGCUUUUGCUCGCCACAAUCGUUGCUGCCUUGAGAGAGCGUGGCAUCCAGCAAAAUCGUUUGGCUGUUGUUAGUUCCGGAACGUGGAGGUGAAGUGCUCUAGAAACCCAACCUCCGUACGGCUGAUGGAGGACAGAUCUGGUCUCAUCAUAAAGGCAUUCAAUUGGAUCUGGAAGAUUUGAAAUUGACUGAUCAACAAUAUGCAACAUUGGACAUCCACGCAGCUUUACGUUACGUUGUUAAUUAACCGUACAGGGUCGGAACUUUCAAACAGUUUGUUUUGGUUUCGUGUGGCGGAAACAAAUGUCAGGCCAGUUCUUACGCCGAUACUUUGACCUUGUUGAUUGAGAACGACGUCAAACUUCAUCUACUUCAACCGCGUGAUAUCAUAGUGAAAGGCAGAAACAGUUCUGUUGAAUUGAAGAACGUGUUUGGAUUUGACGCCGAAGAAGUUUAUACGGUGCGCAAUGUUCGCAGUCUCAAGGGAGAUCGAGAACUGAGACGCCAGUUGGCUAUGCCCAAGGAUUUCUGCACUCCAUUGGCUUUAGAGACGAACGGCACCUUGUUCGAUAGAAAAAGAUGACACCCGGAAAACAACAGCAGCAAACUAAGAAGUUUAUCGAUAUCUUUGCACGUCGAGUGGCCGCCACUGGUGAACCGAGCCCAUGUCAGCGAUGCGACUGCAUUGGAGAUCGUGACGGAAUUGGAUCUAUCCUCUGCCAGCGUUGUGUUUCUCCCGUUAUGGAACGCCUUGAUAAGGUCUGGGAGCAAUUGGUUUACGAGAAUGAGAUGGCCAAUGCUGCAGAUGUAGAAGAAGUAACAGUUAGUCAGAUCCAAGACACAUUGCUAGAUCCAAUGGACAAGGUCAGCAGAUUCACCACCACACCAAUCACCAAAGUGAUUAAUUAGAAUUUCAAUCUUCUGUAGAAAUUCCUGUAGGUUUCUGUCACCAGUGUGUACUGCCUUAAUUUCUGUUUUUUUAUUUCUUUCUAAAUAAAAAAUUAUCUUCUGGUUAAUCUAAAACAUAUUAUAUCACUAAUACUCCUCCAUUUUUUUACCCUAUAAAUCCGACCGUGUCUUUACAAUCCCAAACUUUUGUAUAUUAGUCGUCUUUUACAAUAUACACAAUUAACAAUAAUAAUUUUCUUUGAUUAUCCUGUUGAGACACUGUUAUAGAAUGGCUAUUUCAAUGACUAAUACACUCUUUCUAACCA
Molecule: messenger RNA, 1307 nt
Organism: Daphnia carinata
Lineage: Eukaryota; Metazoa; Arthropoda; Branchiopoda; Diplostraca; Daphniidae
Exons: 3
Coding region: 673-1002 (109 amino acids)
Source: RefSeq, a predicted model, not a curated record